UGCAUAGAUUUAUAGUUAGCUCCGAUUAUUGGAAUGAGUUAAUAACGAUUACAAUUGUCACGAUUGGGGGAUGUACGCCGUUACUCAGCUCGUUGAAAGUUUCAACGGCAGCAAGCGUUGCGGCCAUUACGACCUCGAGCAGAGUUUACAAUCGCAUCGUCAGUUCAAUGCUUCUGAAAGCAUUGCCUGACAACAUGGAUAUGAUCAUGACAUCGUACGCAUGCUAGGUAUUAUACAGCAUCCCAUUGGCUGCUUCAUGGUCUAAAAAUGCCCCUCAACUACUGUUUUUGUACGAGUGACAGCCCACUGCACCUCCGAUAGCGGGGCAGGUCCAGUCAACAUUUUUGGCGGGGCAAUUACGCCUUAAGACAACCGGGAUCGAUCACCUUCGCGAGACGGCUCACUAUACUGUCGACAUUCUGCCUCAACAUAGACGGUCAACUUCAAACCAGCUGAUUGGCUUGAUACAACAUGGCUUCCCAAUUUCCCACAAAGAAGGUCGGUGUGCUUGGCGCUACUGGCUCCGUCGGCCAGCGCUUCAUCCUUCUCCUUCAACAGCACCCGCACUUUAUCCUACACGCUGUGGGUGCCUCUUCCCGAUCCGCGGGCAAGAAAUACAAGGAUGCCGUGCGGUGGAAGCAAGCAUCGCCCAUGGGCAGCGUCGGCGAGUUGGUCGUGAAAGAGUGCAAAGCCAGCGAGUUCGCCGAAUGUGAUGUUGUUUUCAGUGGUCUAGACUCCGAUGUGGCAGGAGACGUCGAAAUGGAAUUCCUCAAGGCAGAGAUCGCCGUCUUUUCGAAUGCCAAGAACUACCGCCGCGAUCCUCUGGUGCCUCUCGUCGUGCCCACAGUCAACCUGCCGCAUCUCGAUCUCAUCCCCCACCAAAGGAAACACCACAAGUUAGAAAAGGGUUUCUUGGUCUGUAACUCCAACUGUGCCGUCAUCGGCUUGGUUAUUCCUUUCGCCGCACUGCAGGCCCAGUUCGGCGAGGUCGACACCGUUUCCGUUGUUACAAUGCAGGCUGUAUCCGGAGCUGGCUACCCAGGAGUAAGCUCCAUGGACGUUAUCGACAACGUCGUGCCCUUUAUCUCUGGCGAGGAGGACAAGCUUGAGACCGAAGCACGAAAGAUUCUCGGCGGCAUCAAGGACGACAAGACGGCUUUCGUCGAGCAGGAAGGUCUGCGGGUUUCCGCUGCUUGCAACAGAGUGCCUGUCCUUGACGGGCACACUGCAUGUGUCAGUUUGAAGUUCAAGAACCGACCUCCGCCCAAGGCCGAGGACGUCAAAGCUGCUCUCCGCAACUACGUCAGUGAGGCGCAAAAGCUUGGGUGCCCCAGUGCACCGGAGCCGAGCAUCAUGGUCUUCGAUGAUGCAGAUCGCCCACAGCCGCGCCUGGACCGUGACCUCGGCCGCGGAUACACGGUCAGUGUUGGUCGAGUGCGUGAGGACGACAGCGGUAUCUUUGAUAUCAAGUUCGUGGCAUUAAGUCACAACACUGUGAUUGGAGCUGCUGGCUCGUCUAUCCUGAAUGCCGAGGCGGCAGUGCUCAAGGGCUAUAUCUAAAUGCAUACAAACGUGGCGUGAUUGAUUGGCAUAUUUCCGGCGUCGGUGGGGAAAAUUCAGCAGAAUAGAAAGUCUUCGGCUAGAUGGCCGCAACCUAAAUGGCAAAAAUCCCUUAACACCAUCAUCUGGUUUUCCUGCGUUUUCCGGCAAGGUCGACGAACCAGUGCGCGCUUUGACUACAUUGCCUGGACGUUGUCUUCACGUCGAUUCGCAAACCUCAAUGCAUUGUACAACAAGGAACUAUCAGAACCAACAGUAUUUGUGACAAUUGACAGGACUAGAUCUAGAUCGACUUAGAUUUGGAACAAUUCAGCUGCAUAUUAUGAU
Messenger RNA from Truncatella angustata, 1887 nucleotides. Its product is annotated as aspartate-semialdehyde dehydrogenase. Gene Ontology annotation, biological process: L-threonine biosynthetic process. The transcript has 3 exons. The record is from RefSeq and is a predicted model, not a curated record. The coding region runs from base 472 to 1560 and encodes 362 amino acids. Gene Ontology annotation, molecular function: NAD binding; protein dimerization activity; aspartate-semialdehyde dehydrogenase (NADP+) activity. Lineage: Eukaryota; Fungi; Ascomycota; Sordariomycetes; Amphisphaeriales; Sporocadaceae.